AUGCAUAAAGAAGACUCUGAAUACUCAGGCUAUGGUCCACGUCAAUUAAACAACUUGAACAAGCACCACUUUCAAACGAAACUUGGUCUGAUCGCUAUACUUGAGUUCUCACUUAUGGAACGAGCUUUUUCAAAAACAUCUUUCAUGUUUAGCAGGAACCAGGCUCCAGAGCGCUUGGCCAGGGGCAUAUGGUGCUUAGUAAGCAUAGCAUUUAUGCUGAAUAGCUGGCAAGCGAACUCAAAGAACCUCCAGAGCCUGUGACUGUCCUAGGACCUCACUAA
Messenger RNA from Hymenoscyphus albidus, 281 nucleotides. NCBI's taxonomy places the organism in Eukaryota, Fungi, Ascomycota, Leotiomycetes, Helotiales, Helotiaceae. The record is from the annotation of a GenBank genome assembly.